Suillus discolor is the source of this 996-nucleotide messenger RNA. RefSeq lists its product as uncharacterized. Gene Ontology annotation, biological process: snoRNA splicing. The record is from RefSeq and is a predicted model, not a curated record. The coding region runs from base 1 to 996 and encodes 331 amino acids. Gene Ontology annotation, molecular function: metal ion binding. Lineage: Eukaryota; Fungi; Basidiomycota; Agaricomycetes; Boletales; Suillaceae. The transcript has 3 exons. Gene Ontology annotation, cellular component: U2-type spliceosomal complex.
AUGUCCACCACAAACGAAAUUAAGGUUCCCUUCUUCAGGAAGGGAAAAUCUCGACCAACAACCUCACGAAAAAGAUCGGAUUCUCCGCCUCCCCGUGGGUCAGCGCCGAUACCGUCUUCAUCCAAGUCUGCGGUGGUUCAUCCUUCUCGCAAAGCAACUGGCAAUCUUCUGAGCGCUGGCACUAAACGUACUGCUGCACAACGAAGGGAGGAUGAAAUGGACGAUCCAGACUUUGUGGAACGUGAUGGUCCUGCUGUGAAAUGGACCGCAGCUGGAUCACACACCAACGCAGCACUUGAAAUACUAGCUGGUGACGAAGCCGCGGAGCUACUUGCAAAACGUCAGAAGAAAGAGAAAGCAGACAGAGGUGAAGAGGAGGAGGAAAUGCCUGAUGAUGGGCUGUAUAGGGGCCAGAAUGCUUAUCGAAGUCACCUGAAAAAAAGUCAGGAAGUACCCAAAGCUAUGCGUGUUGGUCCUCAGCGAGGUACUAGCACCAUUCGUACUGUAACCAUUGUCGAUUAUCAGCCCGAUGUUUGCAAAGACUAUAAAGAAACGGGGUACUGCGGGUUUGGUGACACUUGCAAAUUCUUGCACGACCGUGGCACAUAUCUUGCUGGUUGGCAAUUGAAUGAGCUCGCUGAAACCCCGCGGAAACAAGUCGAGGAUGCGUCAGACUCCGAUUCUGACGAGGACAUACCUUUCGCUUGUCUCAUCUGCCGCAAACCUUAUACAGAUCCAGUGGCCACGCGGUGCGGCCAUUAUUAUUGUUCGGCCUGCGCAAUCAAGCGCUAUGCCAAGACUCCAAAGUGCUUAGCAUGCGGCGCCCCCACGGGUGGAAUAUUCAAUCGUGCUGACAAAAUCAUCGACAAAUUGAACAAGAAACGCGCAGAAAAGGACGAUGCUCACGUCGAAGAUGACAAUCCUGGGGUCGAAAUUGAGGGCUUGGUUGAUAACGGAAGCAGAGACAGUGACUCAGGUGACGAUGAUAAUGAUUGA